GGUCGAACUCUAUAGUAUCUACACCGAGAACGACUGAACCAAAGAAAACUGAAAUUUCUUUUCCCAAUUUUUGAUUCCAGGCGGGAAGAGUCUCUGUAAAUCAAUUUCGAUUAUUGAACACAUCUCUCCUUCAUACGCAUUGUCAGGUUUUCGAUUAACAGGAAAGUUAUCGGGUUCACGUUUCUGCCCUAAUUCGGUUACAAAGAACUUGUGGAUCUUCCAUUGUUAACUUAUUCUGAUCUGCUGAAAUUUCAGACGAUAAACGACAGUUCUUCGAUGCAGUUUCUUAUUUCAGGGUUUCGUCGGCGGGUAGGCUUCGUUAUGGAUUCUUAAUUCGUAGAUGGGUUUGUAUUCCGGGCAUUUUACUGUAAUUGCGAGAGCUGUGACGAUCGUCCAUGGGUGCCCUAACGACCAAUCGUAAGCGCGGUGAUAGUUGGUUCAGCUUGAGUCAUGUAUUCUCGCCUCUUUUCUCUAAAGAUUCCGACUUUCGGCCCGAGCUUCAAACCGCGAAGAAGCCCAGAAUUUCGCCUAUCAAUCUCAAUACACAGUGGCAAUUAUCUUCGCCGAAUACAGUAUCUAGAAUUUGUCGGUACCCUGGAGGGGUUCCGCGUCUACCUAGAGAAGUUCACGCUCCUUGCCGGAAUUCUAGGUUUGCUCGCCCGGCCAGUUCGUUCAGAGAAUCCCUCCCUGGGAUUGGUCGAGUUAACGAGAAUCAAGAGUCGAUUGAUGAGAUGGGGAAUUUACUAGUUCGCCGAUAUGAUGCAGCGAAGACCACUGCAGUGGGUGCUCUACAGCACUUGAGAAAGGACAAGGCUCCAGAGAUUGAUGUGGAGAUGGAGUUCUCCAAGGAUGAAAUUCCUGAUGACUCGAGCAUAGAAGAAAUCGAAGUAUUGGAUGAUGGGCGAGAAUGGCUGUCUGUAGUUUCAGACCGGACGUCUAAUGAGACCAAUGCUGAUGUUCUUCUGCAGGAUGCACAUGCAAAGCUUCCGGCUUAUGGUCAGCAACCGUCGUUUUCUGCGGUGUCCGAGCUGACUAAGGUGGACGAAGGGGGGAAGAUGAUGGUGUCUCUGUCUGUAAGUCAUGGAGCAGAGGAGUUGGGCAUGCUUCCUCACAAAAAAUUGCUCGAGUCUGCAGAGAGACGGAAUCCCAAAUUGUCUUACUUGAAUUCUAAGAUCAGUUUUCUUGAGAAAAAGUUGUUAUCAAUAGCAUUACUCUUCCCGAAGCGUCAGGCGAAGAGACUGGCAGAGGUUCUACCUCGAGAACCUUUUCUUCCCCUUACGCAGGAGGAAGAGGCUGAAGUAUCUCAUGCUUUAUCGGGUUCAAAUAGGCGGAGGGUCUUGGUAACACAUGAAAAUUCUAAUAUAGUGAUUACAGGAGAAAUCUUGCAGUGCUUGAGCCCCAACGCUUGGCUAAAUGAUGAGGUCAUAAACGUUUACCUUGAAUUACUGAAGGAGAGGGAAAAAAGAGAACCAGAAAAAUUUUUGAAGUGCCAUUUUUUCAACACAUUCUUCUAUAAGAAGUUGAUUAGUGGGAUACAUAGUUAUGAUUUCAAAGCUGUGAGGAGAUGGACUACCAUGAGGAAGAUCGGGUACACCCUUAUUGAAUGUGACAAAAUAUUUGUACCUAUCCACAAAAAGGCACACUGGGUCUUGGCUGUUAUCAACAAAAAGGAUGAAAAAUUCCAGUAUCUUGAUUCAUAUAAAGGCAUGGACCCCCAAGCUCUAGAAGCACUGGCCAGAUAUUUUGUAGAUGAGGUGAAGGACAAGAGUGGAAUGGACAUUAAUGUGAGCUCUUGGAAGCACGAGUAUGUUGAUGAACUUCCUGAACAGCAGAAUGGAUGGGACUGUGGCAUGUUCAUGAUCAAAUAUAUAGACUUCUACAGUAGAGGUCUAAGGCUCUGUUUCAAUGAGGAACACAUGCCCUAUUUCCGCCGGAGGACUGCCAAAGAGAUUCUGAGGUUGAAAGCUCAGUGAACCAUAUGGAGCUAAUCUGUUUAAUAGUCAGGCUUUGGGCAAUAUGAAACUAAAAUAGAAAUUGGUCAACGGGGAAAGUGGUUGAAAGAUAUGAACUGGCGUGGCCAGGUUGAGAAUGGAUGACUGUGUACCUGGAAGCCUUCGAGUAGUUUCCAUGCAGUUCAAGCCUUUUCAGUCUUCUGAUUGGACAAAGUAGCUGGUACUGAAGAUGCUUUAUUUUCUGGCCUUCAAUGAGAUGGAUUUGCUUGCUUGUAUAUACUAGGCCAGGUUACUGUUUUUGUUUUGCUUCACAGGGGUCACCAAACCCCUCCCCCUCUUCUCUUAUAAUUUUUGCCAUUUCUUGGUAUUCAGUUUGUUAGGAGUCCACAAUUGUAAUGCAAAAUGCUGCUUUUUGAGGAAGUUCUGGGAAAGGUUGAAGUAAUGUUAAAAUUUUGUCACUUAUGUAUGCAUAUGAUUUCUUUUUUGUAUCUUUGAGAGCCAAGUGCAGAGACAUGUGAAUCCCCUAUUUUACAAAUUAUUAUUGACAGUUUAUAUUAGUUUAAUAAGUAGCUUGGUGUAGUUGUGGAGUUUGUCAAAA
Messenger RNA from Macadamia integrifolia, 2550 nucleotides. Its product is annotated as ubiquitin-like-specific protease ESD4. The coding region runs from base 396 to 1973 and encodes 525 amino acids. The transcript is spliced from 9 exons. Gene Ontology annotation, molecular function: deSUMOylase activity. Gene Ontology annotation, biological process: protein desumoylation. Lineage: Eukaryota; Viridiplantae; Streptophyta; Magnoliopsida; Proteales; Proteaceae. Gene Ontology annotation, cellular component: nucleus. The record is from RefSeq and is a predicted model, not a curated record.